Molecule: messenger RNA, 2895 nt
Organism: Lolium rigidum
Lineage: Eukaryota; Viridiplantae; Streptophyta; Magnoliopsida; Poales; Poaceae
Product: zinc finger CCCH domain-containing protein 13-like
Exons: 10
Coding region: 1363-2349 (328 amino acids)
Molecular function (GO): metal ion binding
Source: RefSeq, a predicted model, not a curated record
AAGCAUCUCCCCCCUUCCCCCACCUCCCCUGCUUCUUUUAUGUUUGCGGCAGGUUAGGGAUUUUGCGACGGCUUAUUGUCUUCUCUGCGGCUGUGUUGUGUCCGAAUUGUACCGAAGGUUUCGUCUGCGUGUGAGGGUACGAGGUUUGAUGCUGUUGAAGGUACGUGUGGUACAUGGAAGUGGGAGUGAUCUGCUGUUAGUACACAAGGAUGGUGCUCUGAGAAUCUCUAGGCCGAAUUAGGUUAUGUCGAUGGUUUCAAUCCUGCAUAGCACCAAGGAUCCAACAGAGGAAGAGUGUUCUUAUCAGGAGAUUCACGUCUUUUCUGAUUAUUGGCUUUCAUCAUUGCCAUCGUUUGUGGGGAACAUGGCCGGCAGUGUAAGGUUCUGGUUACCCAGCAAGGAGCAAGAGAGAUCGAUGCCAUAUGAACGGCAUGCUUCCCACAAAAAGCACUGGAAUUUCUGUGGUGGUAGCUAGCAGUGAGGGCAGAUAAUUGGGAGCAUAACACCAUUUUACCAACUGACAAGAACACCCUUGGAGGUUAUACAGAUGGGUAUCCUUGUCCUAUUUCUGAUUACUUGCUGUGGCAGUGUGGCUGAAGAAACUCUGCAGUCUGCAUUACGAACUGUCAAGUUAUACUAUGAGAACUGGGUACUGAAUUAUUUUUUAUCCAUAUGCAGACAUCACAGAUUACACUGUCAUUUCUUGUUGUAUCAUUAUACGAUCUUCUAUCCCUUUGAUAUAGUUCUUGAACUGAAGCCAGAGCUUCUUGCAGAACAGCGCGGCAACCCUGCUGAUUAUUCUGCUGAUUCUGUUCAAAUUAGCCCUCUCCUGAGCAGCUUUGUUAGAAUUGAAUACUUCCAGAGGAUGGGUCAUGCUAUUUACAUUGCCUGCCAUUUCAGCCAGCGAUCAGACAUCUUAUCCAGGGCUAUCAGUUGGUUCCUCUUCUCAGUCAGAUGCAUGAUAUGCUCAAUGUGCUAAAACCAUAUUUUCAGCUUUCACAACUAAGUGCUCUUUGAAUAUGCUGCUUCAAGUUCUCUUCUUCAGCCUUAACCUUGCCUGCCAGUACAAGUGUUAUCACUGAACAAGAAUAAUUGAAAUGAAUAUGGAAAUAUCUGGACAAGUGAAGUUAGAUUUCCUUGGUGGUACUGCACUUGUGGAAGAUCUUUCUUCAUGAUAUUGAAAUUUGGAGUAAUCAUCAAUGUCACUUCAGAUGACUAAAGUGCUGGAUCUGUUUUAAGUGGUGCAUCAUAAUGUGUAAUCAUAUAUUGGUAUCCCUCUUGCAUUAGUCUUAUUGGCACUUCUGUUUUAUGGAAUAUGAGGUUUUCCUGGACUCUGCUACUUAUUGCUAAUUGAAUAAUCAUAUGGCUCAAGUUUUUGGGAGACCUGAUCAUAGAGAAUUUAGAGGAAGGCCUGAGAGAAGAAGCCCACCCCAUCGGAGGUAUUCCGCUGACAGAGGUACCAGGGGCAAUCUAUUUUGUGACCAGAGGCCAAGUUCUCGAGACAGGGGAUCCAGCCACUCAAGAUCUCCCAUCAGGAAGAGUGAGAGAAGGCAUAAUAAGAAGAAAGUUGAUGAUGAAAAAUCUGAUUCAGCAGGCAGUUUGAACUCCUCUGAUAAUGAAGAUAGAAAAAAAGAUGACAGACACUCCAGCGGUAAUGAGAAAGAUGAUAUUGAAGCACAGCUGAAACAAAUUGCACUGGAUAUGAAAGCAUUACAUGAAGAUAAAUCUAAAGUGCAGAUGAUAUUGGACCAGAAGAUGGACGAAGCAGGCAUACUUUCUACCAAAGUAGAUGAUCUUGAAUUGCAGUUGAAUAAAGAGAAACAAGAUUGCGAAAGGAUGGCCUCCAAAAUAAAGAAACUCAUCAAAGCACAUGGGCGUUACGUGAAAGCACAGGAGGAUUUAAAAAGGUCGCAAGGACGUUUCGAGAGAUUGGCUGAUUCACUUGCUUCUGAUUCCUUGAAGUCUGGUACCAAAGAGCAAGGUUACAGUGUGAAUGCUGGUAAUGAUGACCCAUAUUAUGAUUAUGAAAUGAGCCCAUAUGAUCAGCGACAGAAGCAUGGUUUAACAGCUGGGAAAAGGUCGACUGCACUUUCAGCGAGCGAAGAAGAUAAAUCAGGGAAGAAAAGGAGAGUUAAUGGUGAUGAUAUGAUCCAUAUGUCAGGGAAAUAUAUACCAGAAGAUGCUCUAGAGUCUUUCAAAAACAGCAAUGGAACUGAUACACCAAAAUCAUUAUCUAUGAAGAAAUUGGGGGAAGGUGACAAUAAUGACGAAAGAAAUGUCAUUUCUUCUCACAAUGAUUUUACAGACAGGUACAAUGGCAAUGGGGAGGAGGAUCACGUCGACGUGUAGAUUCCCGUGGUGGUUGACAGAUUUCAACAGCAAAGUGUAACUUGAAAUGGAGGAAAACAUGGUGCUUUUGAAACCAGGGCUUGUUAUAUCGUCUCCAGUUCUUUAUACAUCGGGCAGUAGAAGUUCAGCACCCUGGUAACUUCUGCAGCAGUAACUUAUGUGAAGACGUGGAGUAUUGCGAAACAGAUUGUGCUCAUGUGAAGUUUUUGUCUUAAUAUCGCAGAGCUCUUGAAGUUACUACAUGAGCUUGUGUAUGACAGGCCUUCCUAGUAUCGGUUGAGGUUUUGACAGCCCUCGUGUUACACUGCUGCCUGCUAUUUAAAGGCUUGUUUGUGCCUAUGUAGGUGAAGUUGCACCAUAUGUCACUAAAUUUGGGAUGUCUGCCAGUUUGUUCCCCGAGUUUGCGGGUUACACAUUUAGGCCUCUUUAUUACUGAACUUGUAUAGUAGGCCAUCAGAAUCUGAAUCCUACUUUAUUGGUAAAUUAGGAACAUAACAAUUGGGCUUAACAUUUUUACCAUGUGAUUGCACUCUAAAUCAUACUAUU